Hevea brasiliensis (rubber tree) is the source of this 752-nucleotide messenger RNA. Its product is annotated as auxin-responsive protein SAUR78-like. Lineage: Eukaryota; Viridiplantae; Streptophyta; Magnoliopsida; Malpighiales; Euphorbiaceae. Gene Ontology annotation, biological process: response to auxin. The coding region runs from base 107 to 481 and encodes 124 amino acids. The transcript has a single exon. The record is from RefSeq and is a predicted model, not a curated record.
UCACGCUAUCAUCCUUUGCUCUUAUAUAGGAACCUUUCUUCUUCAUUCUCCCCCAACCAAAUUCCUCUCAGAUAAUCUCUUUCUUUCUCUCCAAACUCAAAUAAACAUGGCAAAGACUGGGACGCUAACCAAGCUCAAAUCAGCUAUAAAGAGAUGGCCAUCUUUCACCAAGCUAGCUCGCACAAACAGCUCCAUUGCAGCAGCUGGUAAUGAUCAUUGCUCAGAGGAUAAGAUUCUUGCAAAGGAACUUCAAGCUGUUUAUGUGGGGAAGUCACGGCGUCGAUAUCUUCUGAGCUCCGACACCAUUUGCCACCCUCUUUUUCAAGAAUUGAUAGAGAGGUCUGGUGGGUUCGAUGAUGGAGGAGAAGUAGUGAUUGCUUGUGAGGUGGUGUUGUUUGAGCACUUGUUGUGGAUGCUUGAGAGCGGUGGCUCUCAGUUGGGGUCCAUGGAGGAGCUUGCUGAGUUCUACUACACUCGCUAAUCAUUAAUAAUGACGAAGAGAGGGAGGAGGAAAUUAAAAGUUGAUCAAGAUUAGGAAAGAAAAUUAAGGAAAAUAAGCAAAGUUUGAGUAGUAAUUGUAUGGAGAGGAUUAACCACAUUAUAUUGGUUGAAUGCAUGGCAGAUGCUUCUGUUUGCUGUUAGGAUUGUUAAUUUUAAUUUUCUUCCCUGCAUUUUCUUUUUUCUAAUCUAGUUAUUAGACUUGUGAUUAUCAAUGCUAAGUGAAAUAUGCAAGCAAUUUUCUUUUUCUUGUA